Molecule: messenger RNA, 3857 nt
Organism: Cuscuta campestris
Lineage: Eukaryota; Viridiplantae; Streptophyta; Magnoliopsida; Solanales; Convolvulaceae
Source: the annotation of a GenBank genome assembly
AUGGCAUUAAUUUAGUGGGAGGGCUCAAAUGUGAAGGCUUGGAAGGAAGAAAAACCCUUCCAACAAACCCAAUCUACGAGAUUAAUAUAACGGUCCCUUUCCUUAUUUUCCUCUCUUCCCCUUGUCACUCUGACCAACCGUUUCUCUCUCUCGAGCAAAUCGAUUCUUAGAGGAAAAAAAGGACCAACUUUUUCAUAUGAAUUUUCUUCUUCACCAAGCUCCCUGAAUCUUCCGAAAAAAUGUGCUACAAUGGACCAGCGAAGGACGUUGACGAUGAAUUGGGACAAUGACCAUGAAGAAGACGAUGAUGAUAACUUUUUCGAGCCACGAGAUCGGUUUUCCUCCGUCGUGCCGGAAGAUUUGGCAUCUGACGACAACGACUUUGAUGAAGAACGCUUCUCGUUUUGCUCAGCUAUCUCCUCGGCCAACAACUCCUUCGAGGAGGCUGCCGCUGCCAAUGCCGCGAGACCUUGCUCUGUUCUCGCAGUUGAUUAUGAUUUGUGGUUGGCGGAGCCGGGGGACGUCAAGGAGCGCCGCCGCCGCCUCCUCCAAGGCAUGGGGCUUUUGAGCAACAAGAGCAUGCAAAAGAUCGCUAGCGCAAAGAAGUUGGGGAGGGAAAUUCCAAAAGAAGCUGAACCAGAAAAGGCAGAGGAUUCAAAACAGCCAAAAGAGUCUUCUUUUUCUCCCCGGAGAUUGGGCAUUGUUCUUGUCCGGUCAAGAUCCGCCGGUGAUAUAGGCUCCUUAUCUAUCGAUGCCAACAAGAGGAAAGAAGACUUGAUUGGGUCUGGCCCGUUGAUCCGAAACAGAUCAACGGCCAGAAAUGGGAUGCCCCCGCCUAUCCUUCUAGGAGGCGGGAACCUCAACCCAUUUUUCCUGAUAAAGGGGGGUAACGAGUUCGAUAACAACUUGGACAGAUUCUCCCCCGUUGCCGAGGAAGUGAUACACAGAGCAAGCGCGUCACCCGGCAACAACUAUGACCGAAAACUGCAUGUAAAUUCGUAUCUUACCAAGAGCGUUAGGUACAGUAAGAGGAGAGGGGUUGCCAUUCUGAGGAACAUAAAGGGAGUGGUGAUGAACGGGGAACAGAAGCCGAAGUCGAAGCCAAGCAAGCACUCAUCUCAAUGGAUCAAAGUCCGGCAGCACGGGAAGCCGUACAAGGAGUUCACGGGCUUACAUUUGUGUCAAGAAAUCCACGGCCACCAAGGCUCAAUUUGGAGCAUAAAGUUCAGUUCGGACGCGCAUUACUUAGCAAGCGCUGGAGAGGAUAGAGUGAUUCACGUGUGGGAAGUGCAAGAAUGCGAUGUCAUGGCCGGGGCCACGCCUGUACAUCCUGCAACGGUUGCAAGUCCCGCCGCUUGCGCGUCUCCCGUUCAUCCCAUGGCUUCCUGCAGCAAUUUGGAAUGCGGUUCGGUUGGAGCGAACAGUGAGAGAAAGAAUAAGAAGAAGAAGAAGAAGGGGAAAUCAAUUCCAGACUAUGUGAUUGUCCCGGAAACUGUGUUUGCUCUUUCGGAGAAACCAGUUUGCACUCUCAUUGGCCAUCAUGACGUUGUGUUGGACCUCUCUUGGUCAAGGUCUCAGCUCCUUCUUUCCUCUUCAAUGGACAAGACAGUGAGACUGUGGGAUGUGGAGAACCAGAGCUGCUUGAAAAUGUUUGCCCACAAUGACUAUGUAACAUCCAUCCAGUUCAACCCAGUGGAUGAUGACUAUUUCAUCAGUGGGUCACUGGAUUCAAAGGUUAGGAUUUGGAACAUAUCAGAGCGGAAAGUGGUGGACUGGACUGAUCAAAAAGAAAUGGUCACUGCUACUUGUUACACACCUGAUGGAAAGGGUGCCAUGAUAGGUUCGCACAGAGGAAGCUGCCGUUUUUACAGUACCACUGAUUGCAAACUGGAACAAAAAGAUCAGUUCGAUACACAAAACAAAAAAAAGUCCCAAAUAAAAAAGACUACAGGUUUUCAGUAUUCACAAUGGAAUUCCUCAGAGGUCCUCAUUUCCACAGCCGAUUCGAGCAUCCGAAUCCACGAUGGAUCAAGUUUCACUCACAAGUUUAAAGGUCACCUUUCACUUCCAUGACAGAAACAAACAUGCUCUUAAAUAUUACUCUCCCAAAUAAUAUAAUACUUUGUUUAGUUCUCUCCAUUAGUGUUCACAUUAUGACACUUUUAUGAUGACAAAACUUUGAUCAGCAUCAAUGACUUCCACUCAGGUUUUCGCAACACAAGUAGUCAAAUUUCAGCCUCAUACAGCCCAGAUGGGAGGUACGUGAUAAGCCCGAGCGAAGAUUCACAAGUGUAUAUAUGGAGGAGAGAAGAGUCUAAUAAUAAGAGCGGAGCUGGUGGGAAAGGCAAAAGGCUCACCAUCCAUGCUCAUGAGCAUUUUCCAUGUAAAGACGUUUCGGUGGCCAUUCCAUGGCCCGGCACCAUGAGCUAUGAACCACCAGUUGUGCAACUCCAUUCCAAAAGGCAUUCCAAGCGCUUCCUUCCACCGCCAUCGCCACUCCAGUACCCAUCCAUUGGAUCACCUAGCAACUGGGCCUUCAUUGGUUCUCCUUCAAAUGAAGAUGAGGGAUUGGUGAGCAAGAGGCAUUUGCCUCCACUGCCCAAGAGAAAUGACAACAAUGUGUCUCAUCAUGAGAGUAACAACCAUACUGACGCAGAGUUUUCUGGGAUGGAUGACCAUUACUCUAUCGGCUCGCCAUCACCGUUUUGGUCCUCCAGGCUUGAUGGCGGGGCCCACCACGACGGGAACACGACCAUCCAAGCAAUGGCGUGGGGGCUUGUAAUCGUGACAGCAAGUUUGGGAGGCCAGAUUAGGGUGUAUCAAAAUUUUGGAUUGCCUGUGAAAGCCACUCGGCAGACUAAUCUUUUUAGAGACCUCACAUGAAUGAAAUGAGCAUAUGAUCUGCAAGUUCCAUAUUUCCCCAUUUCAUUUCACCAGUAGAGGUAGCUCAAGACUAGUUGAUAGAUUGAUCUUUAAGGCAUGUUUGUGAAUUUUCUUGAUGAUAUUGUUUGUAAAUUGUAAAUCUUGAUUAAGGGGAGUGUAUUCAAUUAGAAGUCUGUAAGAUUUUUUUGGACUUUAAGAAGUCGGUGGAUUUAGAAAAUCCAUUGACUCUAUGCAGAGUUUGGAAGACUCUUUUAUUGAUUUACAUGGAAUUUUAUAUACUUGAAGAGAUUUGUUUAUUGAUUUAGAUGGAUUUCAUGUUUGUUCAACUUUAUUGUUCAUCCAUAUUGAAUCAAGCACAAAUAAAAUAAGCACUAUAGAAUUCAAGCACUGCAACUUUUUUUAAACAAGUAUGAACUCCAAACAAAGACAUGAGGGGCCUGGGCAGUGGUGGACCAAACCGAGGCAGAAAAAGAUAAUCCCACUUCAGGCCUUGAUUAAGCAUCCCAAGUCGCUCCUAAACCCCCAAAAAUUAGCCAUCAAACGUGCUGGAAACGAGGCCAAUUGCAAUUUUGAUGUUCGUCGAUGAACAGUAAAACUCGUAGUUUGAAGUUGUAGAUCUUCCAGAACAAUGAUAGGAAAGGAAUGUUGAUUGGGCAGGGACGUCGCUGGGGAUUUCUCUGGGAUUUCUUGUUUAAUUUUGGGACUCUAGGUCUGCAAUCGAGGGUGGGGAUGACCGGAGAAGAUGAAGAACCGUGCGAAUUCUUUCUACGUUUCUUGAUGAUAUUGUUUGUAAAUUGUAAAUCUUGAUUAAAUGUUUUAUUGUGUAGUUAGUUCUUUUUCGCGUCUAAUCUAUGCUAGUCACUUGUGAUUCUUGCCUCUAAUAUCUUAAUAUAUGUGAACAUAUUAUUCAAUUCUGUCACACUUCCCAAAACAAAUUAAAUGCCACGUUAUUUCAAUAAAUGGUGUUUCACGGG